UGGCGUACAUCCGGCUCCGGUUGUUGCACCUCCCCCUCCUUGUGACGUCCUUGUUGGUCUUGUAUCAAAACAGUGGAGCAGAGGCGCAGCUGGGAAAGGGCAGGUUGUGGCGGAGAUUCUGCGAACACGAGCCCGACACUGGCUGGAGGAACCUUGCCCUGCCAUGGCGGAAGGUGGUUAUGACCCUUGUGAAUGCAUCUGUUCACAUGAACAUGCGAUGAGAAGGCUGAUAAACUUGUUGCGACAGUCACAAUCUUACUGCACAGACAAUGAGUGUCUGCAAGAACUGCCUGGACCAAAUGCUUCCAGUGAUGGUGGAAUAACUUUGUCUAUGAUUAUGAUGGCUUGGAUUAUCAUUGCCCUUGUGUUAUUCCUGAUGAGACCUGCUAGUCUGAGAGGAUAUCAAACAGGUGGAAAGUCACAUGGGCCACAGAAUAAUCCAAGGCAAGAUCCCCCUGCUCCUCCAGUGGAUUAGAUUGUGGGUUCACAAUCUUGCAAUUGCCAGUCAAGAAACCAAUGACCAAACCAGUGACUGUGGCCUGAAUAAUUCUCAAAACUCUUAGUUUACUUAUAUAUUUUACUAAUAUUUUCUUAAAAGAUCAAUAUUCUCUAUAUAAUACUUAACAGUUGAGCAGUUAAUUGUAUCACUUACAAAAUCAAACUUAUAUAUUUAAAACUAAUGAAAACAUUUCCUUUCACAAGAACAACUGUGAAAUCUAGAUGAAUGUUCCUACAGAAUUGCUGAUUUCACUUAGAGGAGAACACUGCAGAUUAUUAUUUUUUUCUUGAAUUGUGCAGGGACAGUGAGAUAAGUGUCAUAUCUAUCACUGCACCUAACAGUGGACCAUCACAUAGUGCAAGCGGGACAAGCCAAAUCAAGUGAAUGUUGCCCUAAAAAAGCUUGUAAUGUUAACUUCUAUCUUUGCCAAUUUUCAGGUGAUAAUGAGGUUGAGGGCAGUCUCGGAGUGGAGAAGUGGGUUGAAGAUUACUAAUUAAAAUAUUGUCUUGGUUCUUCCUUUAAGUUUUUGAUGCGAGUUUAUUUUAUCCACAGCUUUUUUGAGGGAGCUAUUCAACAAUCCUUUUGUAACAGUUAUACUUGCAGACUUUGAACAUUUUAAUGUUUUUCUGUUCAAUGCUGUACAUUCCAAACACCUUUUAGCUUUAUCAUAAAUGUUCUGGUAUUCUGAGGUCAGUAUAAUUUAUCAUGGUGCCAACCUAUAUUGCAAAUGUAUUACUUCUAAUUCUGUAUUAGCAUCCUUGCAUCCUACUUUUGUACAGUUCCAGUGCCAAUACUGUUUUAUACUUGUUGCCAAUUUGUAAUGUUCAACUGGAAGAUAAGGUAGCUUAUUUCAGUUCUACUCCACUACCAUAAGAUUUAUUCACUAGCAUGUUAGCCAAGACCUGUAAACUGAUCACACACCAGAAUCAAAUGAUUAUGUAGCCACAAUGAUUUUGUUGCAUGAAAAGAUUGUUGCCAAUAUCUUUUAGGUGGAGUAUUAUAUAUAUAUAUUAUAUAUAUAUAUAUAUAUAUAUGGAAGACAGCACUACCUGAGUUGAGCAUUAAAAUGCCUUUGUUCAUUAUUUACUUAAUUGUGAACAUAUGAGAUGCUUCUCUUGACUUUCAUGGUGCAGGCGUUUCUAGCUGAGACCAAGAUAUGAUGGUAUGGAGCAGUAAUACUCUCAACUCCUGUUUGCUGUUUCUCACUCAACUCACUUUCUUAUAUAAAUGUUAUUGUUGUGAGGUACUGGGGCUUCCUCACAGGGUUGGAAGGUGGGGUGGAGGUGGGAAGAAUCAGGGGACCAAUAAUCUGAGCUCUGCUUAAAUUCCUACCAGAUUAUGUAGUGCAGGGAGCCCCGUAAGACUAGGAAGUGGGAAUCAAAAAUAAACUUCUCCUUGAAUUUAAUUUCAACUUGAGGUAUAAAUCAACCUCUUGUUUGUUAGACUGUAUGUGUUACAUUGCCUUAGUUCAUUAUAGUUCUCUCUCUUUCUUGUUCAUGAUUCCUGCAUUUUUUAUAUAUUGAACUAUUUUAUGCAGAAAUUUAAAAUUUGACAACUAUGUAUACCAUCAUCUCUGGUAGACAGUUGUACUGAUGGCUCAGAAAUAGCCUCUGUGUCUGAGCCAUACAGAUUAGCAAAGUCCCAGGUUCAAUCCUUGGUCUGUGCUGCAGUAACUGCUUUCAGUCAGGGCAGCGUUCAUGUGGUAGUGGGGUUGGGUGGUAUAAUCAUGCGUACAGUCAUUGGGUAAGAAUAAUAUUAAUAUUAAGCUCAGUUGUGAUGCUCCCUGUGGUUGAACACCUGACAAACUUGCACAUGGCUAAUGAACACUUGGGCAAGGUACUAAAGGGUGAUUGGUACCAGAGGAACCAUGUCCCCUGGGAUGGAACAAGGCCUUAAUAAGUUGGGAUAAAAUUAAGAAAAAAACUAAAAUGUCUGCUGUUGUUGAAGUUGCCACGUUCGAUUGAUGUGCAAAAUGAUGCCGUCUUCAUAUGACAUUGCUAUAUUUGAGGAAAAAUGCAAAAUCGUUAUUGUUUCCCUCGGUUUGAAGACGCCACAUUCAAGAAAUACUCAAAUAUUGUUAAUAGUAUUUUAUAUACUAUAUGAAUAAGAUAGUAAAGGUAAGAUUUGUGUGGAGAAAUACAUUGGCGAAAAGUGUAGUAUUCUGAAGAAAAUUUGUGUUCACAAUCGAUGUAGGAUAUAACCAGCAGCCAAUACUGGGCUUAUAGCCAGUCGUUGUUUUCCAUGUAAUAAAGGGGUACCUUCAAGAUUUUAAAAUUCCCCAUUAGUGGUUGUUCAUAGUACGUGGACCUCUUGUUCAAAUCACAUAUGAAGAGUUCAAGUCCAUUUUAUUAUGUUACAUGUGCAAUUUGAUUCCGGAUUAAAGGUAAAAUUUGUGUCUUGCCUGAGGAAGAACCAAUAUUGUAUCCAUGGUGCAGUGACCCAUGGGGUGGGUGAGAAUUCACUGACCUUGGCCACAUUUUACCAGAAAAAAUGUGCAUCUUGGUUGAGGGUCAAGCUUUCCAGUUGUAGGAAAUCCAGAAAUAAAAUGCAAUUAAUUUAUACUUUGAAACCUUUCAGAUAUGAAAUUAUAAUCCACAAUAAUGGUUUCAAUAGAAGAAUUUGAACGCAGAUGUGAUUUCCUACUUGAAUUUCCCAAUUUCAUGCUUGGUUUCCAUUUAUUAUAAUGAAUAACCCAAAUUAUUUCCUAAUUUGCCAAUGUAGAAAUGGAAGCCAAAUUGAGAAUGACAAUUUUAUUUUUAUUUUUUCAAUGUUUAAGAAAACACUGUUAAUCAUUUAUAAUUUUGUUUUUUUUGGUCCUUUGAAUUCAACCAAUCCCACUGAGCAUAUCAAAUUAACACUGCCUGAUGUUUUGAUAAAUAUUUGGAGUUGAAUUCUUUUUUUAAAAAAAAAGUUACUUCUCUAAGAGCCUGCUCUUCAAAUAAAGAAUCCGUCUUAAGUCUCAUAAUUCUCUUGUUCCAAAGGUACUUAUAAAUCACAAUUGUGCAAUUUAAGUUUGUGCUGGGGGAAAAAAAAAUUCUUUUUGAUUUUUUUUUAAUAUAAGUUUUUAUCCAUUAGUUAAAAUGGCAUACAAUUAUCAAACAAAUCUAUUAUUUUAAUAUGAUUUUCUAUAAAUUUCUAAGACCAAAUGUUUCUUUAAUUUUAAUCAAAGGAGCAAAACUCCAAUUUUAUUUAAUAUGGAGAAUGAUAUCGUCAUUAUACCUCAAGGAUAUUUUGUUUCUAAUAUCUCAUUUUGGUUUAAUUUGCAUUGCAACUUUUAAUUUAAUGGAAUAUGCUUUCAAUUCAACUCGUCCAGCUGAUCUCUUAUGCAUUCCAUGGUUCAGAUCUGUGAUUGACCCCCUUUCACCUACCUUUGUGCGCUACCUGAAAAUCUUUGUUGGGGCGGAACUACUAGGUGAUAACUACCUUUCACAAAUUGUCAUUCCACCCAAAUAGCGUAGUAGGUGUACUUUUUUAUUUAAAGCAGAAAAAAAUGCAUUCAGGUUGCAGAAUAUCUUCUGAUUUUUCCUGCAAAGCUGUAAGACCCAGGAACCAAGCACAGUUCAGGUGCUAUCACACAAGGAGGGUAAAAAUUGAAAGACAGGUCACUCUUGCUCUUUUCAUAAUACCUGGUUCUGGAACAAGAGUGGGGGAACUGAACGCCCACUUUCUAAGCCACGUAAGAUGCGGAGGCCCAAGCUGUACUACCUUUGGGGAAACUUGCCCUAAAUUAAAAGUUGAAUGCUGUAGUAAUAUAAUUAAUAUUGCAUCUUACUGCUAUCAUGUUAUGGGGGGGACUAUUCCUUUAUUGCUGAAAUUAUGUAAAUUACAUUUCUAAACAUGCCAAAAGGCCAUAGUCAUGUUUAAGAUUUACGUGAAAUGAUUGCUUGACCCUUGAUUUCUGCUAAUGUACUGUAAUUAGUGCUAUUCAAGGCUUUUAAAAACUUCAAAGAAUUGUUACUGGGAAAGAUGGCUUUUACUAUGCACUUUUUGUUCAUUAUUAAAUGGUUAGAAACACA
Molecule: messenger RNA, 4515 nt
Organism: Carcharodon carcharias (great white shark)
Lineage: Eukaryota; Metazoa; Chordata; Chondrichthyes; Lamniformes; Lamnidae
Gene: smim14
Product: small integral membrane protein 14
Exons: 5
Coding region: 164-475 (103 amino acids)
Cellular component (GO): endoplasmic reticulum
Source: RefSeq, a predicted model, not a curated record